AACUCAGCUUCUACAAUUACGUUGGUAUCCUCACCUCAAUCCCUUUGACGCCGCGCAUCCGUCAAAAUGGCUCGUAACUCGGAAAAAGCUCAGUCUAUGCUGUUUCGCUUCCGCGAAGCCCAAGCAGCAGACUUAGGCAUCAUCGACGCCGGCCGCACACGUCGCCCCAAGCUCAUCACCGAAGUGGCAGCCAUCCCCGCCUGUGAAAAAUGGCGCGGCCAAGUGCUCAAAGAAAUCUCGCGGAAGAUGUCACGGAUCCAGGAUCCUAUUCUCAGCGACUACCAGAUCCGCGAUCUCAACGACGAAAUCAACAAGCUCAUGCGCGAGAAGCACAUGUGGGAGAUCCAGAUACGCAACCUCGGCGGCCCGAACUACAUGCGCGGUGGAGGCAAGAUCUACGAUGAACAAGGACGCGAAAUACCCGGCAGCGGAAAAGGGUACAAAUACUUCGGCAGGGCGAGAGAACUACCCGGUGUGAAGGAACUGUUUGAAGCAGCGAAGAGCCAGGGUGAUGAGAAGCCGCUCGAGGAGAGGCGCGAUAUGAGGAGGAAUGUCGACGCGGCGUAUUAUGGGUAUGCGCCUGAUGAGGAGGACGAGGAGAUGCUCGCGUACGAGGCGGAGAAGGAGAGGCAGGCGGUUGAGCAUCUGCUCAAGACGGGGAGUAAGGAUGUGCCGGAGGGGUGGGAGCCACUGCCGGGGGAUAGCGGUGAUGGGAUUACAUGGGAUUUGCCGACGUUGGAGGAGGUGCAGGAGGAGUUGAUCGAUCGGAGGAGAAGGAAGCUUUUGGAGCAGUUGUGAUAUUGUUCUCCGUGUGUCAUCGGAGAGGAGAGGGACAGGAAGUUGUAUUGUAUUGUUGGUUGUUGGAUCAGUUGGGGCUUCACAUUCACGGCGUUCAGGACGGUCACUUAUUACAGGCGUAUGGGACUCAUGAUACUUGUCGAAAAAGAACAUCUUCUCAAUCUUGCAUUUCGCCCUUCUUAAGCGACAUCACCAACCCUUAACUGAAGCUGUGGAUAAGCGGUUAUACCGAGCUGUCAGUUAUAGCUGUCAACCCGGAUAUCACAGAUUCCGGGUAUAGCACGGACGAGAUAUACAUCCACCAAACAAAAACAACAGUUACAGAGUGCAUGAACCGCCAAGGGUGUUUUAAGCCCGUCAACGUUACCUGUUUCGUUUCAUACACCAAUGAACACUAAUAAUACAUCAUCCACAAUCUCAAGCGAGAUUCACACUUGAAAGUCAAAAGAGAAAGGAUUUUGUGAAAGAGUGACGAUCUUCAUUGGUGAUAACCCCCCUUGUGACCCCUGUUGUGAGGAGAGACCCCUGAAGGUCCUGAAGCUGACGGUGAAGCGCCACGCAGGUGAGUGCGCAGAUGACGCCUUUCUGUCCAGGGGUUAGAAGGAUAGAUGAGGAUUGAGGAUGCAGUGGAUGAUGGAUGGUUAUCGGAUUAAAAAAUUGGCAUUUCGAG
This is a messenger RNA of Fusarium verticillioides 7600, 1468 nucleotides long. RefSeq names its product pre-mRNA-splicing factor ISY1. The record is from RefSeq and is a predicted model, not a curated record. Gene Ontology annotation, cellular component: post-spliceosomal complex; catalytic step 2 spliceosome; post-mRNA release spliceosomal complex. Gene Ontology annotation, biological process: mRNA 3'-splice site recognition; generation of catalytic spliceosome for second transesterification step. The transcript is spliced from 2 exons. Bases 67 to 798 code for a protein of 243 amino acids. Lineage: Eukaryota; Fungi; Ascomycota; Sordariomycetes; Hypocreales; Nectriaceae.